Theobroma umbraticum is the source of this 1223-nucleotide messenger RNA. RefSeq names its product replicase polyprotein 1ab protein. NCBI's taxonomy places the organism in Eukaryota, Viridiplantae, Streptophyta, Magnoliopsida, Malvales, Malvaceae. The record is from RefSeq and is a predicted model, not a curated record. Gene Ontology annotation, cellular component: chloroplast.
GGCAAACGGCCAGUGUUAAAAGAGGAAAAAGGAAAAUAAAGAGGAAGGUGCGUAAAACAAAAGAAAUAUCACCUUUUGGGAUUCUGGGUUAUGGCCACAGCUCUGCCAUCAACGGCAUGGCAUAAAUUAAAGCUUCAGCCGCAAUCUCCGAUUCCUCAGCGGCGGCGUCCCUUAUUAAUCCAGUCCUUUAGGCGGAGCGACUUCGACACCUUUGCUCGCCGCAUGGCUUCCGGUGAGGCCUGGAAGGACGCCUGGCGAACAGCCAACGACGGCUUCGAGCUACUCGUCUUCGAAGCUAAAAAGACGGCCGAACGCUUAGACCGUCGGUACUCCGUUUCCCGCCGAGUCUCCUCCGUCGUCCGAUCCGCCACUGACCGUGCUCGUGAGAUCGAUCGGGAGCUCGAGAUUGGACUCCGUUGGCGGACUUUUACUAUGGAUUUUAGUAGAAAUUGGCCUACGUACAGGAAGCAGCUAAAUGAUUUCUUGGAUACUCCAUUAGGAAGAAGUUUUGCUACAAUUUUCUUCCUUUGGUUUGCAUUAUCUGGAUGGCUGUUUCGAUUUUUAAUAUUUGCCACAUGGAUACUGCCAUUUGCCGGACCUCUUCUCAUUGGGGCUGUUGCCAAUAAUCUUGUUAUUAAGGGUGCUUGUCCAGCUUGUAAGAGACAGUUUGUUGGUUACAAGAACCAAAAAAUACGCUGUGCAAGCUGUGGAAACAUUGUAUGGCAACCAGAAGGGGACUUCUUCACUAGAGAUAGUGGGGGCACGAAUUCAAGAAAGUCAGAACCUGAAAUUAUCGAUGUUGAGUUUGAGGAGAAAUGACAAGAUGUUGUCAAAAUAGACAAAUGAUCUUUCGCUUUCUAUGGAGUCAAACGAGACUAAAAAGGCAUUUUUGCUCAUUUCUUCUGAUAUUUAGUUGCUUUGAAACUCUCCUGUUGUCAUUUGUGUCUGUACUGUAUAGUAUCAUUCUCAGUUGUAGUCACUUAUGUACAAUGAAACUUAAAAGAAAGAAAAUGCUAAUCUUUUGUUUAUAGAAAAUGUUUCAUUUCAGAGGGUCUAGCUUGUAAGUUUGAACUUUGAUGUCUGAAGCCGUUGUUGACAAAUGCUUUAUAUUUGUGUAAGAACUUUGCUUAUACUGCUUGAAGGUGGCAAGAACAAGGAGGAAUGGUCUAUCAGUGACAGAAGGACUUAAUGCCUGAAUGAACUUCAAUUGAAAUUUUUUAUUA